Messenger RNA from Notodromas monacha, 966 nucleotides. NCBI's taxonomy places the organism in Eukaryota, Metazoa, Arthropoda, Ostracoda, Podocopida, Cyprididae. The record is from the annotation of a GenBank genome assembly.
AUUUUUUAUUUCAGAAAUUUAGAAUGCGAAAUACCCGCGUGUGCUCAUGUGCGGAAUUUUGUCGACAACUUCCGCCGUUUUGUAGUGUUGGAACAAAGAGUUGUGGAGAUGAGACUCGAAUCCUCAAAACUACGGUUGCGUGGGAAGGCAGCUGAUCCAGCUGUGAAUGACACACCAUGCAUCCCACCCCCAUCGCUUUGUGAUUCCCGUGCGAUAAUGCUGUGGGGUUUUCAGAAUGAUCUCAAAGUCAAGCAGUGUUUUUAUAUCACGCAAGAAAGAGUGGGGGAAGGGAAAGAUAGUUCUGUGGAAAAGUUCAAGCCAUACAGUCCGUUUCAGGACACGAAGAACCGAGGAGAGUACGUCGUUGCCCGUCUUGAUGACUUGAUGAAUUGGGGUCGAAAGGGUUCUUUGUGGCCUUUGACAUUCGGACUCGCUUGUUGUGCAGUGGAAAUGAUGCACAUUGCAGCCCCGCGUUACGAUAUGGAUCGUUUUGGGAUUGUGUUUCGAGCAUCUCCUCGUCAAGUCGACUGCAUCAUCGUCGCCGGCACUGUCACCAAUAAAAUGGCGCCUGCUUUGCGCAAAGUGUAUGAUCAAAUGCCGGAACCCCGUUGGGUCGUUUCCAUGGGCUCAUGUGCCAACGGUGGCGGCUAUUACCAUUACUCCUACUCAGUCUUGAGAGGGUGUGAUCGUGUCAUCCCCGUGGACAUCUACGUACCAGUGGAAAUGAUGCACAUUGCAGCCCCGCGUUACGAUAUGGAUCGUUUUGGGAUUGUGUUUCGAGCAUCUCCUCGUCAAGUCGACUGCAUCAUCGUCGCCGGCACUGUCACCAAUAAAAUGGCGCCUGCUUUGCGCAAAGUGUAUGAUCAAAUGGGCCUUGGGGCAACCCAGCAAAGGUACCCGAGUACACGGUUGCCACCGCCGAUAAUGGUAAUGAGGAUGAGUCAGAACUCUCCCACACUAGCACAG